This is a messenger RNA of Aspergillus ruber CBS 135680, 816 nucleotides long. RefSeq names its product major allergen Asp F2 (gene aspf2). Gene Ontology annotation, cellular component: cell surface; fungal-type cell wall; extracellular region. The coding region runs from base 1 to 816 and encodes 271 amino acids. NCBI's taxonomy places the organism in Eukaryota, Fungi, Ascomycota, Eurotiomycetes, Eurotiales, Aspergillaceae. Gene Ontology annotation, molecular function: zinc ion binding; integrin binding; metallopeptidase activity. The record is from RefSeq and is a predicted model, not a curated record. The transcript has 3 exons.
AUGGCAUCCCUCCUCCCCUUACUCCUGCUCUCCGCCGUCUCAGCCAUUCCUACCCCCGUGCAGAAUAAAACUACUCCAUCUCCAUCUCCCUGGGACGCAGGCGCAAUCACUCAAUACCCAAUCCACUCAAGCUGCAAUGCAACUCAGCGUCUGCAGAUCGAGACUGGCCUCAACGAGUCCAUCGCUCUAGCUAAUCACGCUAAGGAGCACAUCCUCCGCUGGGGGAAUCAAAGCUCGAUCUACCGGAAGUACUUUGGGGAUAGACCUUCUUUUGAACCGAUUGGCAUCUAUGAACUCCUGAGCAGCGGAGACAAGGGAAAUGUGCUUUUCCGAUGCGAUAAUCCGGAUGGGAAUUGCGAUAAUGAAGGCUGGGCAGGCCACUGGCGUGACACAACCGCGCCCAACGAAACCGUCAUCUGCGAUCUAAGCUACUCAACUCGACGGUCCCUAACCACCAUGUGCUCCCUCGGCUAUACAGUUUCCAACACCGAGACAAACACCUUCUGGGCCGCAGACCUUCUGCACCGGCUGUUCCACAUGCCUUCAAUUGGACAGAAUUGGGUUGACCAUUUCGCGGAGGGGUAUGAUGAGGUUAUUGAGCUGGCCGCUGGUAAUAAGAGCGUUUCCACGAGGGACACGGACACGUUGCAGUAUUUUGCGCUCGAGGCUUAUGCGUUUGAUAUUGUUGUUCCAGGGGUUGGAUGUCCUGGAGAGCACAACCAUGAGCAUGAACAUGAGGAUGAGGAUAAGGCGGAUGGUGGCAAUUUACCUGAGAACUGUCACACCCACGAGGGAGGGGAGGUGCAUUGCACUUAG